Messenger RNA from Acytostelium subglobosum LB1, 1410 nucleotides. RefSeq lists its product as hypothetical. The record is from RefSeq and is a predicted model, not a curated record. The transcript has a single exon. Lineage: Eukaryota; Evosea; Eumycetozoa; Acytosteliales; Acytosteliaceae. The coding region runs from base 1 to 1410 and encodes 469 amino acids.
AUGUUCUUUGGAAACUUUGGAGAUAUGCGAGUACUUCAUUGGUCCUGUCACGUAUCACUUGGAUGCGACGAAAGUGUCAAGAGACCAUCAGAUGUGAUGAAACAAGUUGGUAUUGUUCACAAGAGGAAAUGGUAUGAGUUUAUCAGACUUCGUGCCUCCAAGGUAGCCGAUGUAUUCUUUGAGACCAAGGCAUUGGAAGGAAAUUGUGAACUGUGCUCUCCAGAUCAACAUUGGGUAAUCAAGAAGGGCAAUGGUCUUAUCUGGUCCACUCUGGAGCCACUCUACUCAACCUCCUUGAUCAAAGAUGACACUAAUAUCAUUGGAACAAUUUGUAGUUGCCAAUGGUCAAAGAUCUGGAGCGUGACCGAGAAGAUGGGUUGUCGUGGUUGGGUCCCAGUACAAAUUCCAAACAACUCAAAGGAUGCACUCAGACUCCAUGCUUGGCAACAGUGGCUAUCUUUCGAUCCGGUCAAGCUCAAGGGAAUCCUUUUAGGCUCUACCAAACCCCAAUCAAUUGCCAAUCCAGACCAAGUGUUUAAUUUUCAGCCAUUGCCAAUGGAUAAAGAUCAAUGGAUUGGAGCACAGACAAUGGCAUUGUUCAACCUUGGAGCAACGUUCCAAAGAUAUGCCGUCAUAGAGAGAGACUCAUCUACAUCAGAAUGGCAUUCAACUAUAUUGUCUCAACCAAAGAGUCAACCUGAGAUUGUGCUCGACAAGAUAUUUUAUAGGAACAAACAACCUAUAAACUAUGGACAAGUUGUACCAGACAUCACUGGUGGCUUUGUAGUAUGGAACACUUCAAACUUGGCAAUAUCAGAGAGAUUAAAGAUGAUUCAACUAUCAUCCAGACUCACAAACCAACAUGAUCAACUUCAAUUGGACCCAUCAAUCAUCAAUGAAGCAUGCCAGUAUGCCGCUGUCAAUGGUGAUCUAUCCUACCUUUUGGUGAUGCCACCUUGGAACAAUCAAUCAAAGGUGGUUGACCAAAGUGCUACCAAACUAGGAGAUGUCCUGGACUUCUCUUCAUACCCAGAUAUCUGUUUGAAGAUAUUUAGACAGAUGUGGACGCCACAGAUCUUUAGUAGAUGUUGGUCCGACACUGAGCCUAACCUAUCAAGUGUGAUGUUGGAUAAACGUGCAGUGAUGUUACCUCAACCUGCCAGAGUGAUACUUAAUCCCAACUUGGAAUUAGUGUCCACUUUGAAAUGGUACUCUACAUCAAUGCAUUAUCAAACGUCCAAUGGUGAUGCUGUCUGUCUUUACCUUGGAUUGGAGUCCAGAUAUCCAGACAAGUAUCAUGGAUCAUACAGAGCCUAUCGUCUUCAAGGAGUUGCCCUGGCAAGUGCAUUGGACGCCCACUUCCAAUGUCCAUUCCCAACCACCAAGGAAGUGAUGGUUUUGAUAAGGUAG